This is a messenger RNA of Pristis pectinata (smalltooth sawfish), 6555 nucleotides long. Its product is annotated as protein tweety homolog 3-like. The record is from RefSeq and is a predicted model, not a curated record. Bases 677 to 2278 code for a protein of 533 amino acids. The transcript has 15 exons. Lineage: Eukaryota; Metazoa; Chordata; Chondrichthyes; Rhinopristiformes; Pristidae. Gene Ontology annotation, molecular function: volume-sensitive chloride channel activity; intracellularly calcium-gated chloride channel activity. Gene Ontology annotation, cellular component: plasma membrane.
CGCGGGCUUCACCUGGCGGCUGGAGCGGGAGCGGCGGAGAGGCUGGGCUCGGGGAGCGGGCGGUCGCUGGGAUUCGGGGACGGGCCGGGGCGCGGCGGGAGCCGAUCGGGUUGGACGCAGUCACAUCGCCAGAGGCGGAGGGCAGGUCACUGGCGAGAGGAAGCAGUCGAGGCCGGGAGCCGAACGUGUCGACUGGGUGCGGGCUCUUUCCCCCCCCCCCCGAACAACACCCCACCUCCCCCUCGGACCAGGCCGGGCUCGGUGCAUUGACGACGCCCCGGCUCUCUGCAGCCGCUCGGUUCGCCCGCCAAGCCCGGGAGAGCCCACAGACACCGGACUCUGGGUGUGGGUGAAGUCGCCCCCCCCCCCCCCUUCACCGCGGACGGGGCGCCGAGCGGAGUGGGGCCGCCAUCUGCUGGCCGUCUGAACUGGGAGAGGAUCCCGAGCACCUCCAGGGAUUUCGCCCCCCCCCUUCCUCCCCAUCCUUCCUCCCCCUCCUUCCUCCCACCCACUCGGUGCUGGGGACAUUCAGCAGCCAGCGGGGUCUCGGACGGGAAGCGCCAGGAUUACUAUUCCAGCGGGGGCCCGGUGCGCCUGGAGGAGAGUGCGGGCGGAUCUGGGCAUGGAGUGAGUGCCCCCUCCUCCUCCUCCCUCCCAGAUCCCAGGCUCCAGUCCGAUGGCGGCGGCGGUGAAUUACUCGCCUCCCUGGUGGGUGAGCCUCCUGCACCGUCUCCCGCACAUCAACCUCCAGCUGGAGGCGGUCAGCAACGACUUCCAUCCCGAGGACACCCAGUACCAGGAGUCACUCCUGCUGUUAGGUGGAGUUGCUCUCGUCUGUCUGGCCCUCAACCUCCUCUUCCUUCUCUUCUAUUCUUUUUGGCUAUGCUGUCGGCGGAAGAGUGAAGAUCAGCCAAAUGCAGACUGUUGCUGUACAGCAUGGUGUGUGAUCAUAGCAACACUUGUGUGCAGUGCAGGGAUUGCUGUUGGUUUCUAUGGUAAUGGAGAAACUAGUGAUGGAAUCUUCAGGCUUGCCUAUUCAAUGAGACAUGCAAACCGCACCAUAACAGGAGUCGAGUACCUGGUUUCUGAGAGCUCUCGAGAUCUGAAUCGGACAGUAGAAGGAAGUCUUCGUACCUUGCAGGAUUUGUUUGCAAAGGAACCACGAUAUCUAGAGAGUGUGCAGAAAUUAAAGGAUCUUCUUGGAAAUCUCGGUAGACAGCUAACUAAAAUUCCAUUUUGGGAAAAGAGUGAUGUCUCUUUGGAAGACCUGGCUGUUCUUAUCGAGCUAUAUGAUUAUUACAGGUGGUUGGGUUAUCUUGGCCUGCUACUUUUUGAUGUUCUUAUCUGUCUAUUGGUGCUGUUUGGAUUAAUUAGAAACUCAAAAGCAAUCCUUAUUUGUGCUGCUCUCCUGGGAGUGUUAACCUUGAUUAUCAGCUGGAGUUCUUUAGGUCUGGAACUGGCAGUUUCAGUGGCUUCAAGCGAUUUCUGUGUGUCUCCCGAUGUAUAUGUUUCCAAAAUGGCAGAUAAACAUGGCCUUAUUGCUAAAGAUGCUUUAAAUUAUUACCUGGUGUGCAACAUUGGAUACCCAAAUCCUUUUCAACAGAAACUCUCUAGUAGCCAUAAAGCUCUGGUGGAGAUGCAGGAUCAUGUAUCUGAACUUCUGAAGUCAGCUGUCCCGGAGUUCCCAUCUUCUCGUGAAUAUCUGGAUCGAACUCAAAUAGUAUUGAACUCAACAGAGACUACCCUGCAGCAGUUGACUGCUCUAGUUGAUUGUCGCAGUCUUCAUAUGGAUUAUGUGCAGGCUCUGACAGGACUCUGCUAUGAUGGCGUGGAGGGUCUAAUUUAUUUGGUUUUGUUCUCCUUUGUAACUGCACUGAUGUUGAGUUCGAUUGUCUGCAGUGUUCCCCAUACAUGGAAGCAGAGCAAGAGGAGUCAUGUCGAUGACGAUGGAGAUGAUGAUAUUGUGAACCCUCAAGGGAGCCGCCAGCAGCAUGACAAUCUGUACAGAGUUCACAUGCCCAGUCUCUACAGCUGUGGAAGCAGUUUUGGUAGUGAGACCAGUAUUCCUGCCGCAGCACAUACUGUGAGCAAUGCCCCUGUCACAGAAUACAUCAGGAGCCAGAACACAACUUAUCAGAAUCCUCGCUGUGAGAAUACACCUUUGAUUGGCAGAGAAUCGCCUCCUCCUUCUCUGUAUUUGGCUGCUCUGGACAGUGGCAGCCAUCUGAGCUGGCAGCCAAAGAACUGCAACAGUGCGAGAACGAACUCUUACUGGUAAAGAAGGCAGCAAACCAGAACAGUACUCGAACAGCAUGAGAGCCAAAUACCUCGCCACAAACAGGCCUGAAACCAACAGCAUCCAUUAAGACCACAGAGAGGAAAAACUGGAACUUCUAUUUGUCAAAUGCCAUUAAUACAGUUUUACUAACUUGAGAGUAGCAUGAUUCCAUCAGUUGUACAGUAAAAGGUAGAAUGAUGACUACAAGGAAUGAACAAAUUCUGCCAGCGUAGAUUGUGUUAUGAAUGCUUAGAGGUUUUGUAUUGUCAAAUCUGCAGACCCUGCACAACCUUAUCUGUAUCAAUAUCACAGUUCACUUCAGUUUAAGGUUCUCUCAUUUCUAGAUUGCAGCAGGAAUGCCAAGAUGUGGGUGUGCCAAUCUGCAAUCAUCUGAACAGACUCACAGUUGGUUUUUGCCUGUUGUAACAACUGUAAAGUGCACCAGUCAUUAUAGAUCACUAUUACAAUAGUUCAGAUCAAAGCAACAUUUGUAUUUAUCUGGAAAAGUUCACAGAUGAGAUGCCAAAAUAUCGAACUACAUUUACGCUGUUAAUUUUUUUUCAGAAGAUUUAAAAGUAUCACAGAAACCCUAAAAGACAGAGAUAGAAAUGUAGAGAGACAUUAUUGAUUACCGCCAAGUUGAUAUUGAAGCCUGUGGUCUUUUAAAUUUGCUAUGGUUGUAAUAUAACUUUUAACCACUCAAAAGUUCACCAUAUGGGGGUGUUCUUUCUGUAAUAAGGGUAUGUAUUGCCACAGAAAUCUUGUGUAAAUAUUGGGGAAAAUGCACUAAAAUUGCUCUGAAAGUUAGCCAAUUUAGGUAGCUAAUCAAUGAUCAAUGUGGUUAAUCUGAUUCUAGUUAUCACUGGUAAUACACGUCGUCUUGAUUAGGAAUUGCUUACAAAGCUCAAGAAAAACCUCAUCUGUAAAUGUCCUGUCCUGAUAGAUGCAUGUUUUUAAUAUUGCUUGGCAAAUGUUUUAAUAUGUUGCACAUAAGAACAUUCUAACCUUUUUUUUAAGUAUGUAUGUUGCAGUACAACACAGUUCCUGUGGUUUUGCUACAAUUUUUGUUUUAACUUUAUUUAAGGUGCAAUUUCUUGUUUUGAAAUUAGACUUGUGUUUUUUCUUGUGUUUUACCCUGCACCGGCAAUUUUAUACAUUUAGUUUAGAAUUUAGCAUGUUUAAUUAGCUCAAGGUUGUACAUUACUGGAAACUUGCAAAUGCAUCUAACCACUUGAGGAUAAAAUACAUUCUUACAGGUUAUAAAAUAAUCCUGGAAGAUGAAUUUUCUGGAAUAUUACAAGUCUUAGUAAUAUGAUAUUAACAAUGGAGUCAUUUACCCAUGGUGUCUGUUGGAUAAAUUAAAACCUUAUAAACUUUUCUUCCUUAUUAAUUAUUGCUGUCUUGAGAAAAAAGUAGACAAAAGCUCAAGUUGUGACAAUCCACCCACUGUGUGUCUGCUGAUGUUUUAACAAUGGUGCUGUUUAAUAAUUGAAUCAGUUGCAUAUAAAACACACUAAUGCAGUUUUGUCAUUUGGCUUCAGGAAGAAACAUUUCUCCUUUUGAGUUUGAGGGAUUUUGUUUUGGUGUCAAAAGAAAGUUUGAAAUUAAAAUACUCAAAUUUUACACCACAAUCUCUGAUCUCUGGGAGACUUUUUAAACAAAAUCUUUUUAUUUGUUGACUUUCUACUUUACAAUACUUGGCAGCUGAGCAAUAGCCACUAAACCUGACUGAAACAUUCCAGAAGUCCAGCCUUGCAUCCAAGUCCAUGUUUAACGUGUUCUUGUGGAAGAUACACAUAUGAAUUAAUUCUACCGUUACCCUGCCAUUUAUCCUAUAUUUUUAAAAGAUUUUUAUUUUCAGCAUCUUACUAAAGCUUCUUGAUACCCAACACUACAGUUGGAAACUAUAAUGCCACUGAUAUUUCCAAGAGUCUUGUGAAUUAUGCUCUGAUAUACCAAAUUAGUAAUAAUUGUUCCAUAUGUACUGUCAGUCAUAUCCUGGAAAGAGCAUUUAGGAAAAUUAUCAAACCAUAUUUAAUGCCUUCAUGUCUAAGUCUAUUACCGUUAUUUUUUGCAGUCUCUUAGUGCUGAGAAGAGUGGGAUAACUUCUAUGGUAGUCUGUAUACUUCAUGAAUGAAAAGAUGUAAAACAGGAAAACCUGAAGUUGAAACUUCUAAACAAAGUGCACAUUGUCCCCACUUAGUGAAGUCCACUUUCAUGUUACUGUGAUCCUAUUACAGCUCAGUCAACUCUAAUCCUACGAUGAGGCACAAUUACCUUAACAUACCUCUAAUAAUAGUUCCAAAUGGGUAGCCACAAGUUGGCAGUCUGAUUCAGCUUUUCUAAAGCCGAAUGAUUAAGUGCAUAUUUUACCUUGUAUCCCAAUACUUGUCCUUCAGCAUAGUGCUGUGCACUCAAAUUGUGCUUUAAAAGAACCUGAGCCACAACCUGUCAGCAGUCAGACACAAAGUCUUCACUAUAGAAGCAAACAUCAAUUUACUGUAUGUCAAAAAAACUAGCUUGCCUUAUUAUUCACCCCAUGAAUUAUAUUAGUUGUAUUUUGCUUUGAAGUUGGGUGCUUGAAUUAUUCAGUAUGAACUAGGUGUGUAGCUGACAGGUUUUUUUAAAAAUUUGAGAUCUUUUGAAAUUCCGUCCAAUUAGCAACAAGCAAGGGAUUGUCGCUGAGACCAACUUAUUUUCUGCAAGGUAAUCGAAGGGACUAUAAUGUGUUCAGCCGCAUAAAUGAACUCUCUCUCAGUCACUCUCUAGAAGCACAAUCUCAUUUUAGUUCUGUAAUGUGGGUUUCCACAGUUUUUACACCUUCAAAAGCACACAUCAACCAUGAAACCUUGAAAAUGUGAAUACAGGAAACACUUGGGUGUAAAAUUGACCAUCAACCAGGAUCUAGUGGUGAUUGUAAGAUAUUUACUGUGAAUUUACUAAGCACUGCAGGUUUAAGUCUGUAGUGCCAUUUUCUUCUUGUAGUACUUAAUAUAUUCUCUUGCUAGCAUGUGGACUCAAGUACUGAAUUUCCAGCCAGCAUUUUUGCCAAAAAAUCUAUUAGAAAUGAAUACCUAACUUUAUGACCAGUGGAAAUUAGUGAAGAUAAAAAUUCAUAAAAUCUGCAGCUGACUAGUGUUUAGAUUUAUUUUCUCAUCAACUAACUGUUCCUAAUACUUAUUAACUGUAUUUCCAGAAAGCCUGAAGAUUGAUAACUGAAGGUUAAAAUUGUUGUAACAAAAGUCACAUUUUUGGCUCUUGCAUUUGGUUCUGAGAUGUGCAAUAGUGUGAUUUUGUUGAGUGAUGUGUUCUGCAAAAAAAAAUCAAUGCAAACUAAUUUUAAUGCUAAAGUCAUGGAAUAUGAUAUCAGCCAGUUCACCAACUAGAAGGAUUGAAACUAUUUUUUACUGAAACUAUUUUUUACCAAAACUAUUUGGUUAGUAAUAAUUGUUCCACCCCCUAUUUGCAUGAUACUGAUCAUUAAUUCCAAAUUAAUUAAUUAAUUCCAAAAGCCUAACAGCCCCAUUUCACAUUGAUCCUAUUCCAACCCUCUCUCCCUGCCUUUCUCUAAAGCAGCAAAACUCCUUUCUGCUUAACACCGAACACUUGAAAAGUGUCAGAACAUGUGAUUGAUUUUUAGUUUUGUUCAAAAGGUUAAAUGAUGGCAGUCAAAACUGAAAAUUAAUUUUAAACGUCACUGAAAUGCAUCUUUAAAUUAUCGGGAAUGCUGGCAGGUGAAAAUUUUGAGAUGUAAAAUUGAGUCCUGCGUAAUCUAUUUAGUUACAUUGUGAGCCAGAGUUACUCUGUUGUAUUAGUGAGACAAUCCUUGAGUGUUUUCAUAGAAAUUUUACCAUUUGUAGAAAACUAUAUCCACAAAUGAAUAACUUGCACGAUCAGUGGGCAUUGAUUGGUGAAAUGUAAUUUGCCUUGUAAUGCCCUUUUUUAACCAUUUCAAACAAUUUGUUGUGUACCAUACUGCUUCAAUUUUUACAUACAUAAUAUGUAACAAAACUGGUAACUGUAGUACAUAGUAAUAGUGUAGUUUUGUGAAGCCUGUUUUUAAAACAGCAUUUUUUUAUUAAAAGAGGGGAAUGAUCCUGUGUACUAUUGCUCAUUAUUAUUUUUGCUAAAAUUGCUGUAGCUCUUAAUAGAUUUAUAACAUUUUAAAACUUCUUUUUCCAAUGAGUAAAAUGUUGCAAAUGUCAAACCUGUGGUUUUCAUGAGCUUGAACUAAAUGUUUUCAAAAUGAAACUAAUAAAGUUUGUUGGACUUGCCAA